Populus nigra (black poplar) is the source of this 3223-nucleotide messenger RNA. RefSeq names its product disease resistance protein RPM1-like. The record is from RefSeq and is a predicted model, not a curated record. NCBI's taxonomy places the organism in Eukaryota, Viridiplantae, Streptophyta, Magnoliopsida, Malpighiales, Salicaceae. Bases 296 to 3136 code for a protein of 946 amino acids. Gene Ontology annotation, molecular function: ADP binding. Gene Ontology annotation, biological process: defense response to other organism. The transcript has a single exon.
UCUCUUCAAGUUCCAUUCCUUGAGGGGAAAAAAAAAACACAACCAAGCCUGACAUUUAACCUGAACCCUGAACAAAACCAGCUCCUUCUAAAUUCUUAGUGUCCUGACACAUACAACAAAAAUCCCAUCUCCAGCCUUCUUUUAAGAAAUACCCUGCAAUACCCAUUCCUGUCACAAAUCUAAUGCAUAUAUUAGAAUAGCACUUCGGAUACAGUUAAUUUUCUGACAAACAGAACCAACUCUAUCUUGUAACCAAGCAGAUCCCGAACUUCUAGCUAUUUAAGCAAGGGAUAAAAUGGCUGAAGGUUCAGUGAACUUUCUCCUCUCGAAGCUUGCUCAAAUUCUCGAAGAAGAGGGCCAGCUUUUGACAGGGGUUCGGACAGAAGCUGAGUAUAUCAGUGAUGAACUGGAGUUCAUGAAAGCCUUUUUAAGAGUUGCUGAUGCCAUGGAAGAGAGGGACCCGAGCCUUGAAGUGUUGGUCAAGAAAGUGAGAGAUAUUGCUUACGAGAUGGAAGAUGCUCUUGAUGAUUUCAAGCUGCGUCUUACACAUGAUCGCGGACAAAGAUUCUUUGCUCCUCUCCUAAGAAGUUUCGACUACUCUGUGAAUUUAAGAGCUCGCCAUCAAAUAGCUUCAAGAAUCCGAGCCAUCAAAUCCAGAGUAAUAGGCAUCUCAGAAGCACACCGGAGAUACCUGAUCAGAAAUAAUAUAAUGGGGCAAGGCUCAAACUUCAGCAGCAUUUCAAGGCUGGAAUCUCAAGGGGAUGGCCUUCUGCUCGAAGAAGCUGAUUUGGUGGGCAUUGAAAAACCUAAAAGGCAGUUGAUCGAGUGGCUUUUGGAAAGAAAAUCAGGACGCGAGGUGGUUUCUGUGGUUGGGAUGGGAGGGUUGGGGAAGUCAACCUUGGUGAAAAAGGUCUACGAUGAUCCAGAUGUGAAGAAACAAUUCAAGUUCCGAGCUUGGAUCACCGUUUCUCAAUCUUUCAAGAAAGAGGAACUCCUAAAAGACAUUAUUCAACAACUCUUUCGUGUUCACAGAAAACCAGGUCCUAAAGGUGUGGAUAGCAUGGACUAUGAUAAGCUAAGGACAGUGAUCAAUAAAUUUCUGCAACAGAAGAAGUACCUGAUUGUCUUGGAUGAUGUGUGGCACACAUGUACCUGGGGUGCUUUCCAACAUGCCUUGCCAAACAACAACUGUGGCAGCCGAAUUAUGGUCACAACUCGUAAUACUGAAGUUGCCUCUACCGCAUGUAUGGAUUUCCCUGACAGAGUAUUUCCUUUGGACCCAUUAUCUCAAGAAGAAUCUUGGAUUUUGUUCUGCAAAAAGAUAUUUCAGAACAAUACCUGCCCUCCACAUUUGAAGAAUGUUUCAGAAACAAUUCUUGGUAGAUGUGAGGGAUUGCCACUUGCAAUUGUCUCAAUCAGUGGUGUCUUGGCAGCAAAAGACAAGAAUAAAAUAGACGAAUGGGAAAUGGUCCAUCGUAGCCUUGGUGCUGGAUUUGAAAACAACGACACACUGAUGAGUACGAGAAAAAUACUGUCACUGAGUUACAAUGACUUGCCUUACUAUCUCAAAUCUUGCUUGUUGUAUUUCAGCAUCUUCCCUGCAGGUAAUCCAAUUGAGCGGAUGAAACUUAUUCGGCUAUGGAUAGCUGAAGGAUUUGUGGAAGGAAAGGAAGGAAUGACAUUAGAGGAAGUUGCAGAAGACUACCUGAAUGAGCUCAUAAAAAGAAGCUUGGUUCGUGUAGCAGAGGCAACCAGUGAUGGACGCGUCAAAACAUGCCGCAUCCAUGACCUUCUGCGCGAGAUUAUGAUUACAAAGGCAAAAGACCAAGACUUUGUAGCAAUAGCCAAGGAAGAAGGCAUGAUGUGGUCUGAAAAAGUCCGUCGGGUGUCAAUACAUAAAGCCGUGCCAAGUAUACAACGAAGACAUGUUGCCUCUCGACUUCGUUCGGUGCUCAUAUUUUGGGGGGCAGAUUCUUGUCCUGAUUCUCCUGCGCCUAAUUUGUCGUUCGGUCACCUGAGGUUGCUUAAUGUGUUAGAUCUGGAAGGAGCACCUCUGAAGGAAUUCCCCAGCAAAGUUUCCAGCCUCUUCCUCUUAAAGUAUCUAAGUUUGAGGAACACCAAUGUCAAUUCCAUUCCAAGCUCCAUUAGCAAGCUUCUGAAUCUGGAAACGUUGGAUCUAAAACAUACUCAAAUCUCUGUAUUGCCUGUUGAGAUUCUGAAGCUCAGAAAACUUCGCCACCUUUUGGUGUAUCGUUAUGAAAUUGAUUCUGAUGACAGGAUUCACAUCAAAUAUGGUUUCCAACCACCGCCUCAAAUCGGAGGUCUACAAUCCUUACAAAAACUCUGCUUUGUAGAGGCAAAUCAAGGCGGUGAUCUUCUGCUUGAACUGGGAAGGUUGAAUCAGUUGAGACGGUUAGGCAUUGUAAAGUUCAGGAAGGAACAUGGGAAGGCUCUAUGUUCUUCUGUUACAAAGCUGACAGACCUUCGUGCCUUAUCCAUUACUUCAAUCACAGACAGUGAAUUCAUUGAUUUGGAGUACUUAUCAAAUCCUCCUCGAUUUCUUCAGCGAUUGUACCUGACAGGACGGUUACAGAGUUUACCAGAGUGGUUGCAUUCUUCGGAUAGCUUGGUCAAGUUGGUUUUAAAAUGGAGUCGGUUAAGUGAUGAUCCACUGCUAUCUCUUCAGCAUCUGCCCAAUCUACUACACCUCGAGCUUGUACAGGUUUACGAUGGGGAGAUGCUGUGUUUCCAAGCUAAGGGAUUUCAACGGCUCAGGUUCCUGGGCAUAAAUAAAUUAGAGAGUCUCAGAGUGAUAACUGUUCAACAAGGAGCAAUGCCUUGUCUUGAAAAGCUGAUCGUCCAAAGCUGCAAGGAAUUGAAAAGGGUGCCAUCAGGUAUUGAACACCUGACCACGCUGAAGGUAUUGGAAUUUUUCAAUAUGCCAAAAGAACUCAUCAUGACGUUGCAACCCAGUGAAGAGAAUGGAGAUUAUUUGAAGGUUGCACAUGUUCCUGAUGUUUACUCUACCUACUGGAACAACGGUAUAUUGGAUAACUUCGCUUUAUUAACCAAAGAGGAUGGAAGUUCUUCCCUGCAUAGCCCUAGCGGUAGCAGGCGCGACUAUAUUUGGAAAUAACAUGUUUUGAUCUGUUAUAAGUAUUUUUAAUUUAUCUCUGUGAUUGUAAAUUAAUCAUGAAUAAGCUUAUCUCUUAGUUUGUCUUCC